Molecule: messenger RNA, 735 nt
Organism: Lagenorhynchus albirostris (white-beaked dolphin)
Lineage: Eukaryota; Metazoa; Chordata; Mammalia; Artiodactyla; Delphinidae
Product: transmembrane emp24 domain-containing protein 2-like
Exons: 2
Coding region: 1-735 (244 amino acids)
Biological process (GO): intracellular protein transport; endoplasmic reticulum to Golgi vesicle-mediated transport; Golgi organization
Cellular component (GO): Golgi apparatus; endoplasmic reticulum-Golgi intermediate compartment; endoplasmic reticulum
Source: RefSeq, a predicted model, not a curated record
AUGGUGACACUCGCUGAGCUGCUGGUGCUCCUGGCUGCCAUCCUGGCCAUGGCCUCGGACUACUUCAUCAGCAUUGACGUGCAUGCAGAGGAGUGCUUCUUUGAGUGGGUCACCUCGGGCACCAAGAUGGGCCUCAUCUUCGAGGUGGCCGAGGGCAUCUUCCUGGGCAUCGACAUGGAGAUUACAGGGCCUGAUAAUAAAGGAAUUUAUAAAGAAGACUGGGAGUCCAGUGGGAAAUACACAUUUGCUGCUCACAUGGAUGGAACAUGUAAGUUUUGUUUCAGCAAUAGGAUGUCCACCAUGACUCCAAAAAUAGUGAUGUUCACCAUUGAUAUUGAGGAGGCGCCCAAAGGACAAAACAUGGAAACAGAAGCUCACCAGAACAAGCUAGAAGAAAUGAUUAAUGAACUCACAGUGGCGAUGACAGCUGUAAAGCAUGAACAGGAAUACAUGGAAGUUCGGGAGAGAAUACACAGAGCAAUCAAUGGCAGAACAAACAGCAGAGUGGUCCUUUGGUCCUUCUUUGAAGCUCUUGUUCUAGUUACCAUGACAUUGGGACAGAUCUACUACCUGAAGAGAUUUUGUAGUGCCGUAGAGUGCAGACGUCUGGGAAGUAUAGUUCGAAAGGAAAAGCUCUGCGGUUCUCCUUUGCGCACGCGCAUUUUUGUCCGGCGGCCUGGCGGCGGCGGCGACAACAAAUAUCCCUGCGAUAGGUGUUCCCUUUGCCUGCAGUAA